AUGGUGGUGUCAGAAUCGCGAGAGGUGGCCGGAGUUGGCCGGAAAAUGGCCGGAAAGUGGCGAGAUGGUGGUGGUGGCGCCCAGAAUCGCAGCAACGGAUCGGACCAGAUUUUGGGUGGUGUUUGUAGAGCUCGAAAAAUGGUGAAGAAUGGCAAUGGUCAACGGAAGUCAACAACUCACGUGGAUGCGGCCAUGAGAACAUGCGGUCCGCGUGAAUAUGCCUGGAACAAUCUGUUUGCUUUCAUCACACACGGUCGACUCAGAGGGUAUGCACGGUUCGUUUUAAUAACAAACGCGAACGGACUUGGGACUACACGCGAUCCCUAUGAAAUUCUCUGUAAUCCUCCUGAAUUUGAUGUUGUACGUGGACAGUUUGGGGACCAUACGCGGACCAUUUGUUUAUUAACGCGGACAUACCCCUGA
Molecule: messenger RNA, 423 nt
Organism: Lactuca saligna
Lineage: Eukaryota; Viridiplantae; Streptophyta; Magnoliopsida; Asterales; Asteraceae
Source: the annotation of a GenBank genome assembly